This is a messenger RNA of Prunus dulcis (almond), 1768 nucleotides long. Its product is annotated as MADS-box protein JOINTLESS-like. Lineage: Eukaryota; Viridiplantae; Streptophyta; Magnoliopsida; Rosales; Rosaceae. Gene Ontology annotation, molecular function: DNA-binding transcription factor activity, RNA polymerase II-specific; protein dimerization activity; RNA polymerase II cis-regulatory region sequence-specific DNA binding. The transcript has 16 exons. Gene Ontology annotation, biological process: positive regulation of transcription by RNA polymerase II. The coding region runs from base 106 to 1521 and encodes 471 amino acids. Gene Ontology annotation, cellular component: nucleus. The record is from RefSeq and is a predicted model, not a curated record.
UAUUACAAAAGCCAGCCAGCGGCAGCAGCCAUUUAUCUCUCUCAUUCUCUUAGUUUUUCUGGACACACCAAAACUUCAGACCUGAAACCUCCCAACGAAGGGGGGAUGGUGAAGAUGAUGAAGAAGAAGAUCAAGAUCAAGAAGAUUGAUUACUUGCCUGCAAGGCAGGUGACCUUCUCAAAGAGGAGAAGAGGCAUCUUCAAGAAAGCUGCAGAGCUCUCUGUUCUGUGUGAAUCUAAGGUGGCAGUUGUCAUAUUUUCUGCUACUGGCAAGCUUUUUGAUUAUUCAAGCUCAAGUAUCAAGGAUGUUAUUGAAAGGUACAAAGCGCACACAAAUGGUGUCGAAAAAUCGGACGAACCGUCUGUUGAGCUACAGCUAGAGAAUGAAAACCAAAUCGGAUUGAGCAAGGAACUCGAGGAGAAGAGCAACCAGCUGAGGCAGAUGAAAGCAGAGGAUCUUGAAGAGCUGAAUUUUGAUGAGUUGCAGAAGUUGGAACAACUGGUGGACGCAAGCCUUGGCCGUGUCAUUCAAACUAAGGAAGAACUGAGAAUGAGUGAGAUUAUGGCACUUGAAAGAAAGGGAGCUGAGCUGGUAGAAGCCAACAACCAGCUAAGGCAGACGGUAAGCAACUACCACAAUCAUAUGAUGUUAUCCGGAGGAAAUACUGGACCUACGCUUAUGGAUCCGGAGAGGUUGAGUAAUAAUAUUGGAGGUGGAGGAGAAGAAGAAGGCAUGUCAUCUGAAUCUGCUAUCUCCACCACCUGCAAUAGUGCUCUCAGUCUCUCUCCCUCUCUUGGAGAUGCCUCCGACGACGUCACUUUAUCUCUCAAACUGGGGGGGAUGGUGAAAAUGAUGAGAGAGAAGAUCAAGAUCAAGAAGAUUGACUACCUGCCAGCAAGGCAGGUGACCUUCUCAAAGAGGAGAAGAGGGAUCUUCAAGAAAGCCGCAGAGCUAUCUGUUCUGUGUGAAUCUGAGGUGGCAGUUGUCAUCUUUUCUGCUACUGGCAAGCUUUCUGAUUAUUCAAGCUCAAGUAUCAAGGAUGUUAUUGAAAGGUACGAAGCGCGCACAAAUGGUGUCGAAAAAUCGGAUGAACAGUCUCUUGAGCUGCAGCUGGAUAAUGAAAACCACACCAAACUCAGUACGGAACUUGAGGAGAAGAACCGCCAGCUGAGGCAGAUGAAAGGUGAGGAUCUUGAAGAGCUGGAUCUGGAUGAGUUGCUGAAGUUGGAACAACUGGUGGAAGCAACCCUUGUCCGUGUGAUGGAAACUAAGGAAGAACUGAUUAUGAGUGAUAUUGUGGCACUUGAGAAAAAGGGAACUGAGCUGGUAGAAGCCAACAAUCAGAUGGUGAUGUUAAGGGAGAGGCAGAUGGUGAUGUUAUCCAAAGGAAAUACUGGACCUGCGCUUAUGGAGCCAUCUGAAUCUGCUACCUCCACCAGCUGCAACAGUGUUCUCAGUCUCUCUCUUGAAGAUGACUGUUCCGACGACGUCAUUUUAUCUCUCAAACUGGGGCGUCCCUAAUUUCCUUGGUUAAGAAGUGGAGAAAGAUGAAAGUUUACUCUCCUUAUAGCUAAAUAAAGAAAGUUGUGGUAUUGUGAGAUAUUGGUGAUUGUGUGUUUUAACUUAAUACCAGAUUGAAAAAUAUUGAAGGGAGAGUAACUUUGUGUUGUAUCAAAACAUGCAACCUUUGACAUAUUGCUCUUUGACUUUGUAUUGUAUUUAGAACUCUGUAUCAAUGCAGCCUGCAUGGAGAGACUUGUUAAUUUUG